Molecule: messenger RNA, 3350 nt
Organism: Leptopilina heterotoma
Lineage: Eukaryota; Metazoa; Arthropoda; Insecta; Hymenoptera; Figitidae
Gene: Spred
Product: sprouty-related, EVH1 domain-containing protein 3
Exons: 6
Coding region: 363-1649 (428 amino acids)
Biological process (GO): negative regulation of MAPK cascade; multicellular organism development
Cellular component (GO): membrane
Molecular function (GO): protein kinase binding
Source: RefSeq, a predicted model, not a curated record
CGUGUAGUGAAAGAUAAAGUUAAAAAAAUUGCAACUCGUAAGAUCCUUUUGUAUAACAUUACAGGAUUAUAAAAUUUCGUUUCCUGAUUCCAUUCAUCGUCCUCCCUUCUUUUCAAUGAAACUAAAUUCUCAGCUUCCCUCAUCACACCACACUUGUUUUCUAGGAAUUUCAAAAAUGAAAUUCGCGGGGCUUCGUUAGCGUUGUUCAUAUAUAGUUGCAGUGAGGUGUGCGGGGGUGCGGUGGGUGCUUCCUGUAGUUGGUCUAAAAAAGAGUGAAGUGUCGAGAACUAGCUGCGAAUGUCUCAAUGUAACGAAAAUGGUGAAGUGUGUGAAAAAGUGUAAGAACUUGGAUAACUCGGACCAUGACAGAGGCGUCGGAGGAUGGUAAUUAUUUGGUGAGGGUACGGGCACAGGUGAUGACAAGGGAUGACAGUUCCGGAGGUUGGGUACCCCUGGGAGGUGGAGGUUUGGCAAAUGUUUCAGUGAGACGGAGACUUGUACCUGGUGGUGGACACCAACUUAGCACAACAAAUGGCACCAGUAUACCAACAACUACCAUCACCCCGGCACCUUCAACGACUAAUUCCUCGCAAACAACAACAAGUACGAACACCAAUAGCCAGGGUCAUGCAUCAACCGGUACCUCACCACCUGGUGCACCGAAAAGAAAACACGAAUACCUCAUCUUUGGGAAACGAAUUACAGAUCAGUCGGUGGUUCUUAGCUGUACUAUAAAGAAAGAUUUUGAAUAUAACAAAGUCAUGCCUACAUUUCAUCACUGGCGUACAGGAGAGAAGAAAUUUGGACUGACAUUUCAAACUGCUGCAGAUGCACGUGCUUUUGACAAGGGAGUACGAACUGCGGUUGAAGAACUUUUAGAAGGUCUUGCUGACACGACAUUAAACGAUGACCUAACAGGCGUUGCGGAGGAUGAUGUUUUUAUGACUCUUAAUCUACCAGUUGAUCCCAGCGAUCAAAGGCAAACGUCAGACACUUGUGGAAUAUUAAGAAGGACAAAUUAUCAAUCUCACUGUUCAGAUCUUUCGGGAUCGCAUAGAUCAAUACCAUAUAUUAGCGAAUCAUCAAUGAAAGUGCCCCUGUCGCAUCAUCCUCUAGAGUCAACGGCUGACACGACGUCUGAUAAUUAUCCCUACGUACAACUAACGACAUUAAAUCAUGAGUAUUUGUAUCCUGUGAUUGACGAUCAUAAAACAGAUCGACUCGAUCGACGUAAUUCGACCAGUUCCUUGAAGAAACCAGAUAUUAUUGUUUCACAACCGACGAAAAACACUGCAAAACGUAAUAUUCGCUUUCGGUGUAAACAUUGCCAAGAAUUAUAUUCGGAACAACAUAAUCCACGUGGUUCAUGUGAAUACGCACCAGAUCCAAUUAGACGUGGAAUUGCUUCCGUAUCCUGUCUCUCCUGUGCACAGUGCAUGCUCUAUCAUUGUAUGAGUGACGCCGAAGGAGAUUUCGCCCAGAAUCCGUGCAGUUGUAGCACGGAGGAAGGAUGUGGACGCCGAUGGCUUGGCUUAGCAUUACUGUCGUUGAUUGUUCCUUGCUUGUGGAUUUAUCCUCCAUUAAGAGCCGUACAUUGGUGUGGAAUGUCCUGUGGAAUCUGCGGUGGUCGUCAUCAUCCAAUGGAAUAACUGGAGGAGCCCUUUGAUAUCUCUGCUCCGUUCUUGGUUGAAUCGUCGCGUUACAAUUCAUCGCGCAACACAAUAGCCAAUGUCUAUGAGUGUCACGAUUUAAAUUUGGGACGAUGUCAGAGAUACCAAAGGGGCAGGCAGCUACCUGUUCAUGCGCUUAUUCAUCAACGUCAUCACUGAGAAGGUGACUUACAAAUUUUUUUUUUUUAAAAUAACGAACGAGACAAAAGGAAAAAGAAAACCCAAGCACAAUCCGAACGCAUUUAAUCCCUUUUUCACAUGUAAAUGUUACGUACGUUUCGUGUCAUUUGUUAGCUUGCUGCAUUAUGUCGAUGUACUUGAUGAAAGAGACGCAAAAAAAAUCUCUCUCUCUCUCUCUUCUCUCUCUCUCCCCCUUCGAGUAUUAUAAUAUACUUGAUGUUUGAUUCGUUAGUAUUAUAUCAAUGCUAGCAGUGUUCGAAUCUAAUAUGAGAAAAACACAAGGAAAGUAAAGUUAAGUUUUUUUCUUGUAGAAAUUUUAUUCAGAAAAUUAGAACGUUGAUCGUUUUUUUUAAUGAUUCGCACAUGUAACUGUGAUCAGGAAAUGUUUUCCUCAAUUUUUUAGGUUUCGAAAUUUUUGGGUCUUGAUUCGAUCACUGCUGUGGAAGUAAAUCAAGAAGUAGAAUUUUUUUUUUAAACAUUGUCAAUUGAAAAAUUACAACGCAAAAACGUGUUAACGAAUUUUUUUUCAAAUCUGAUAUUUUAAACGAUUUUCAAAAAAAAUGUUUGUCAUUUUUUUUUUUGAAACUUGAUCUGCUUGCUUAGUUUUCAGUCUCGUCAUUAGAAACAUUAGGUUUCAUUAACGUGGUUAAAGAGCUAAACAAGCAGACCGAACUGACAUAAUGCACUUACUCUUAAUUAAUCAAGAGCACUGCCUCAAGUUAUUGCGCGGAAAUUUUUUCGGAAGAAAUUAAAAAAAAAGUGCCGAUACAAAGUCUCGAUUCUUUUUCUAUUAUUUAGUUUUUUUAAGUAAAAAAAAUAUUCGAGAUUUGAGGCAUUACUCUCAAGUACUUCCUUUUUUGCGAAUUUUUACAUUUUUGACAAUCUAUUAUUUUUUCAAGCACAAGCAUUUUUAAUAAGUACGAGAAUCAUAUUUAUUUUAUUUUUUUUUUUUUAAAUAAGUCUUCGUUUACCUUGUACACAUUAAUCCUAGUGAACUUGGAUAGAAAUGAGUACUGCUUGUAUAAAAUCAAAGGAUUGGAGCUGCAGUGCCAAAAUAUUUUUGCAACGAAUUUUAUUUAGACUAAAUCGCGUAAUUGGAAUUGUUUUCCGUCGUAAUGUACAGUAUUAACGUUUAAAAGUACGAUUUGCAUAUUGAUAUAAACAGAUGGCUUAACUGACAACCAAUUCCCAUUUUUAAAUUUUCAAUUGCUUCUUUAUAGAUUUAAAGUCAAUGAGCUGAAAGCUUUAAAAAAAGCAUCAAUUCAAUAUUUCUUUAUUUUGAAAUCGAAAUAUUUUAAUAAGCCUUUCAAAUAAAACGGGUAACAAUUUUUUUAAAAACUAAUUUUAAGCUAAUUCACGUGCGUCAGUCUUUGUCGAAAACUACCGAAGAAAAAUCGAACAAUAAAAAGAAAAUAAAAAAUUUGAAUUAAAUAAAAGAAUCUAAAAAAUUUUAAAUUGUACAAUUUUCCAAAAAUUGUAUUAGUUAAUUUUCUUUUUGAC